Rhizopus microsporus ATCC 52813 is the source of this 474-nucleotide messenger RNA. RefSeq lists its product as uncharacterized. Bases 1 to 474 code for a protein of 157 amino acids. The record is from RefSeq and is a predicted model, not a curated record. The transcript has 2 exons. NCBI's taxonomy places the organism in Eukaryota, Fungi, Mucoromycota, Mucoromycetes, Mucorales, Rhizopodaceae.
AUGGCAGAAGAGCUCCAAGCACCAGAACGAUUUGGACUAUGCAACGAUGAAAAAUGCUCGAGUUUCUUUAAGUAUUUAGACGUCUCAGUUCACACUUUUGUUGAUGGACCUGAUCCAAGAGAUCACCUUGCCAACGAAAGGAAUUUACUUACCUGGAUACGAACUGGGACUACUUUGUCGUUGAUAGGCUUUAUUACAUUAGUUGAUUUGCCUACUAAAAAGUUUGCUCCUUCUUAUUCAUUUCCUUGGACAGAGGAACCAGCUUCGACGAGUGCAAAGAUCAUAUCCUAUGCCUUUAUUGCUCUAGGAUUCACAUGCUUAAUUGUCUCUUUAUUUAAUUACUUUCGAAACCAGAGACAGAUAAUAAGGAGGUUGUUCUGGGUUGGACAUGGUUGUAUUGGAUAUUCAAUUACAAUUAUUAUUAUCGUCUUUGUUAUGUUUAUCAUGGUUAUGUCUCUAAUGGAAACUCAUUAA